AUGUUAAAGCCUUCAGUUUUCGGUGACAUCAGUCCUAAGGUGUCCAGAGCUUUGGACGAAGAAGUCAAAGACCAAGCUCUUAUUUCUGACGAGCCAAAAAGCUCCGACUAUGAGCUCAAGGAGCAACCUCUGUCAAGAGACGACCGUCACUCCCGGGGUCUUCCCCUCAAGCUUUACCGUCACUACGCAGACAUCCAGCGUAGUUACGAGCAAGCCGACGAUUUUGACGGAUUGUACGCUGUCCAGCGUGAGCAAAUGCGCACCGAUGCCCGUGCCAACAUUUCUGAGGAAAAACUCGACAGUCAACGUAAACUGCGUCAGGCUAAAGUUUACUCGGUGUUUUUCUUGAUUACCACCGAUAUUUUGGGUCCUUCAAAUGCUCCAUACGCUAUUGCCCAAAUGGGUUACGUUCCAGGUAUCAUCCUGUACGUUGUUUUCGGUAUCAUGGCUGCUCUGGGUGGUUACCUCUUGAACUACUGCUUCUGCAAGCUUGACUCCAACAACUACCCAAUCCGUACUUUCUCUGACUUGGCUGGUAGAGCCGUUGGUGCUUGGUUCCGUUACCCUACUGCUUUGUUGCAGUUCGUCCAGAUGAUCAUGAACGUUGGUCUUAUCUUGUUGUCCACUGCUCAGUCCUUGGCCCAGCUCUUGGUCACCAACCGGGGCCACAACGGUCUCUGUUACACGGUUGAAAUUGUUGUUUGGUCGUUCUUGGGUAUGAUUCUCGGUCAAAUUAAGACCUUGUCCCGUUUCGCUCACAUCGCUAACUCCGCCGUCUGGAUGAAUGUUGCUGUUUGUAUCAUCACCAUGGUCGCCGUUGGUAUUGAAAACAAGCCAAACUACGACCUGUUCUGGUCCAACUACGGCUGUACCGCUCCUUACGACACCUUGUCCAUCCACAAAUACGCUAUUGCUCCUGGCUCUCUUUCUGACCGUAUUGACGGUAUGAACAACAUGGUCUUCGCUUGGGGUGGUGCUACCGUCUUCUGUGAGGUCAUGUACGAACUCAAGAAACCAAUGGACUUCUGGAAGGGAAUGCUUUGUGCUCAAGCUUUCAUCAUGGUCAUUUACUUGGUUUUCGGUCUCUUCGUCUACUCUUACCUUGGACAAUGGUCUUACGUUACCGCUAACAUGGGUAUUGCCACCCGUGCUUUGCAAACUGCCACUAACGUUAUCAACCUUGUUUCCGGUAUGCUUGCUGCUGUUUUGUACGCCAACGUUGGUCUUAAGGUCGCUUACCAAGGUUUCUUGGUCUCUGACUUCGGCUUCCCUCAAAUCACAACCAAGAAGGGAACCAUCUUCUGGGGUGUUCUCGUUAUCAUCUACUGGGCUGUCGCUUUCAUCAUCGGUGCUGCUAUCCCAGGUAUCUCCCAAUUGGUGUCCAUCAUUGGUGCUUUCUGUAUCUUCCAGUUCUCCUACACCCUUCCAUUCUUGUUCAUUUUGUGUCUGCUGAUCCGGUUGGACGCUACAGAGCCAGACACUUUCGACCCUACAACAGAGACUCUUGUUAAGGCCGACUCUUUCGCUAGCUGGUCCCGGUGGAAGAGAGCCCUCACCCACGGAGGUUACCUGCGUACUUCAAUCAAGCUGUGUGCAUUCCUUUUGUUCCUUGCUGCUCUCUCUUGUGCUGGUUUGUGUUCCUACUCUGCCAUUGAGGCCGCCAUUGCCUUCUACAAAAAUUCCAGUGCAAGUGCAUUUGGAUGUACUGCUCCUGUCUCUCCUAAUUCCGGCUUUACCUGUGCAGGUAUCACUGUCGGUGCAUCUCCUUAA
Molecule: messenger RNA, 1770 nt
Organism: Ogataea philodendri
Lineage: Eukaryota; Fungi; Ascomycota; Pichiomycetes; Pichiales; Pichiaceae
Exons: 1
Coding region: 1-1770 (589 amino acids)
Biological process (GO): amino acid transmembrane transport
Cellular component (GO): vacuolar membrane
Molecular function (GO): amino acid transmembrane transporter activity
Source: RefSeq, a predicted model, not a curated record